This is a messenger RNA of Alnus glutinosa, 942 nucleotides long. RefSeq lists its product as uncharacterized. Bases 1 to 942 code for a protein of 313 amino acids. The transcript has a single exon. Lineage: Eukaryota; Viridiplantae; Streptophyta; Magnoliopsida; Fagales; Betulaceae. The record is from RefSeq and is a predicted model, not a curated record.
AUGACAGGUGACAACAAAGUUGAAAGAGCUUUGUUAGAUUUAGGGGCCAAUGUGAAUCUCUUGCCAUAUUCAGUUUAUGUCCAAUUGGGAUUAGGUGAGCUCAAACCCACUUCAGUAACACUUCAGCUGGCCGACAGAUUUGUAAAAUUCCCAAGAGGAAUCAUUGAAGAUGUUUUGAUCAAAGUUAAUCAGUUCUACUACCCGGUGGACUUCAUCGUCUUAAACACAGAACCGGUUAUAAAUGUAGAGAUUUAUAUUCCAGCAAUUUUGGGGCGGCCCUUUUUAGCCACAACUAAUGCCCUAAUCAACUGUAGGAUUGAAGUGAUGAAGGUAUCCUUUGGGAACAUGACCCUGGAGUUGAAUAUUUUUGAUAUCAGUCGGCAGCCAUUUGAAUAUGAAGGAGACAGGAGUGUUUGCAGCAUCGAGGAGUUAGUAGAGGAGACUGUCCAUGAAUCCAGUUGUGAAAACCCGUUGGGAAAAUGCCUUGCUGCAUGUGGAGGUGACAUGGACUUGGAUACUUUACUUGUGCACGUUGACGCCUUGUUGGACUCAGCUCCUAAGAUAGAAGCUGAUAUUGGGGAAACCACUGAGACAUCCUCCCCUGAUCCAUCUCCAUCUACUGCUAAGCCUGUCAAGCGAGAACUGAAACUGUUACCAGACACCUUGAAGUACAGAUAUCUUGACCUCAGUGAAUUUUUGCCGGUAAUCAUAGCUGCUGACCUAAAUGAGACUCAAGAACAAAAAUUGUUGGAUGUGUUGAAAGAACAUAAAGAAUCCAUCGGUUGGUCCAUUGGAGACAUAAAAGGAAUCAGCCCUAUAGUGGUGAUGCACAAGAUUCACUUGGAAGAAAAUGCUAAACCCUUUCGUGAGCCACAGAGAUGGUUGAAUCCAGCCAUGCAAGAGGUAGUUCGAGCUGAGGUAAUCAAGCUUCUAGAUGUAUGA